AUGGCCGCGUUGGCAAUUCCUCAAGUUUGCAGUCCGCAAGUCUCGACGCCGACUGAAAUUGCUACAACCUCCAAAAAACCGCAGCAACUCUUCCGUUCGGCGCUGAUUCUCCGGAAAAGCACGCGUUGGCAAUGGGAAAAAGAAUCGACGGGUCUUUCAGACGCGGAUCUCAAAAAACACCUACUGGCAAAAGGCAUGAAUGUUCAAGAGAUCCUCGAGAAUGAAAAAAAGCAACUGAACGCGGUUAACGAGAUAGUCGCCAGGCUACAGCAAGCGGGAAUUGCGACACGGGUUGUUACCAGAGACGAGCUUCAACGAUACCUGCCAAAUGUGGAUAUUGUCAUAUCAGCAGGUGGUGACGGAACAUUCCUCACCGCUGCUUCCGCGGUAAGCGACGACACUCCAGUGGUCGGUGUGAACACCGACCCGAUUGGAUCUGAAGGCCAUCUGUGUGUUGGUGGCAAAAAUCCGCCAAGGGACCUAAUUGAUCAGCUAGUUUCGGGAAAGUUAAGAUGGAUUCGACGAUCUCGCAUUCGCGUAACCAUUAAAGACCCCAGAAAUUGCUUCUUCUCGUUCAACAAAAAACCGAGAAAAUCUGUUACCAACCUAGCAUUGAAUGAGGUUUUCAUAGGGGAAGAUGAGGCUGCCAAAGUCUCCACCUACAAUAUUUCAAUUGAUGAUUCUCCAAUGGUGAAGCAGAAAAGCAGCGGAAUGAUAGUCUCGACGGGAACCGGAAGCACAAGCUGGUACCUUGGCAUGAAUCGAAUUGAUGAGGCUACUGUAACGUCGCUUAUUGAAACUAUGCAAUCAAUGGGAAUCAAUGUGCCAGUAAAUCGAUCAAUGGCCUCGAAAAUCGCCAACGAAUACAACAGCAAAAUCCCAUUUGAGCCGGACCAUCCAAGCUUCGCUUUCUCAAUUCGCGAGCCAAUUUUCAAUGAAACCUUCAAAAGGACCGCGACGCGAGGGUUUGCCCGAAUGAUUAAACUCGAAUCCAGGUGUACGAACGGGUAUUUGGUGCUCGACGGCUCAAACAAGAUUCCAUUCCCGCGUGGAUCUGUGGCUAUCAUUGAAAUCGCCCCAUCGGACGCAUUGAAGACUGUAAUUUUGUAA
Caenorhabditis bovis is the source of this 1110-nucleotide messenger RNA. The record is from the annotation of a GenBank genome assembly. Lineage: Eukaryota; Metazoa; Nematoda; Chromadorea; Rhabditida; Rhabditidae.